Phycodurus eques (leafy seadragon) is the source of this 5216-nucleotide messenger RNA. It is a transcript of the gene adam10a, whose product is annotated as ADAM metallopeptidase domain 10a. NCBI's taxonomy places the organism in Eukaryota, Metazoa, Chordata, Actinopteri, Syngnathiformes, Syngnathidae. Gene Ontology annotation, biological process: membrane protein ectodomain proteolysis; Notch signaling pathway. Gene Ontology annotation, molecular function: metalloendopeptidase activity involved in amyloid precursor protein catabolic process. Gene Ontology annotation, cellular component: synaptic membrane; plasma membrane. The record is from RefSeq and is a predicted model, not a curated record. The transcript is spliced from 16 exons. The coding region runs from base 174 to 2429 and encodes 751 amino acids.
GUUCUGUGGAAGGGGCGCGGCCGUUGUGAGCAUGUGACGUCACGCUGCCAGAGGAACGCGGAGGUGUCAACCGAGUUGAGGAGCAGCACAACUAGGAAGCUCUACUGACUAUUUCGACACCACUAAACAUUCAACCAAACGUCUGCCACUCUUAUUAUAAUUUUUCUUACCUAAUGUUGGACAUGAUACUGGUUAAAGUGCUUCUCACGCUUUGCUGCCUUCUCCACACCACAGCUGCAUUUGGAAGACCCUUGAACAAAUACAUUGGUCAUUAUGAGGGUUUAUCCUAUGACACCGAGGCCCUGCACAAGAGGCACCAAAGAGCCAAGAGGGCGCUCUCGCCUCACGACGAAAUCCUGCACCUCAACUUCUAUUCUCACAACAGGCAUUUCAACCUAUGCAUGAAGAAGGACACAUCACUGUUUUCUCCAGAUCUCGUCAUAGAGACGUCAGGAAACGAGGAACCAAUAGACACGUCACAUAUCUACAGCGGAGAACUCUUUGGUGAAAAUGGAACACUGAGCCAUGGAUCUGUGAUCAACGGGCGUUUCGAGGGCUUCAUUAAAACUCAGCAGGGAACCUAUUACGUUGAACCCUCGGAAAGGUACUUGAAGGAGAAGAAUACCUCCUUUCACUCCAUCAUCUAUCAUGAGGAUGACAUCACUUAUCCUCAUAAAUAUGGCUCUGAUGGAGGCUGUGCUGAUCACUCAGUGUUUGAAAGGCUGAGGAAGUACCAGGCAUCUGCGGUAGACCCGCCUGUCAAAAGAGUGAAAAGUGAACUGGUUGAUGAGCGAAGCCAAGGUCCUGUCAUUUUAAGGAGGAAGAGGGCAGUGGCGCAACAAAAAAAUACCUGCCAACUCCUUAUUCAGGCCGACUACUUAUUCUACAGCUACUAUGGCAGUCGAGAAGCCGUCAUUGCACAGAUCUCCAGCCAUGUUCAGGCAAUUAACGCCAUUUACCAGAUCACAGACUUCAACGGCAUCCGAAAUAUCGGCUUCAUGGUUAAAAGGAUCAGGAUAAACACCACAAAUGAAAAGAUGGACAAUCCUUUUUAUCCUAACAACAUCGGAGUGGAGAGGUUUUUGGAGAUCAACUCUGAACAGAACCACGAUGACUACUGCCUAGCGUACGUCUUCACCGACAGGGACUUCGCCGAUGGUGUCCUCGGCUUGGCUUGGGUCGCCGCUCCCUCAGGAAGCUCGGGAGGCAUCUGUGAGAAAUACAGACCGUACUCUGAUGGGAAGUGGAAGUCCCUGAACACUGGCAUCAUCACCGUGCAGAACUACGCCUCGCACGUCCCUCAGAAGGUGUCGCACAUCACCUUCGCCCAUGAGGUCGGACACAACUUUGGCUCUCCCCAUGACUCUGGGCUCCAGUGCACCCCCGGAGAGUCUUCCAAUCAGGCCCAAAAGGAACUGGGCAAUUACAUCAUGUAUGCACGAGCCACCUCAGGAGACAAAAUCAACAACAACAAGUUUUCAACAUGCAGCGUCGGCAAUAUGAGUGCUGUUCUGGCAAAGAAAAAGGAUAGCUGUUUUGUUGUGUCUGGACAGCCUAUCUGUGGCAACGGCCUUGUGGAGGAGGGAGAAGAAUGUGACUGCGGCUACAGUGAUGAGUGUACAGACAUCUGCUGCUAUAACGCCAAUGAAGAGGAGGGCAAAAGGUGUAAACUCCAACCUGGAAAGAUCUGCAGUCCAAGUCAAGGCCCAUGCUGCACUGAGACUUGCGCUUUUAAGGGCACACUUGACAAGUGCAGGAAGGAAUCUGAGUGUGCCCUCGAGGGCAGGUGCAGCGGAACCACCGCUCGGUGUCCUACUUCGCAGCCGAAGGAAAAUCUGACCUCUUGCAAUGAGGACUCACAAGUCUGUAUCAACGGGGUCUGUUCAGGUUCCAUUUGUGAGAAGUACAAUCUAGAAGAAUGUACCUGCGCUAGUGUGGACGGAAAGGACGAGGCAGGUGAACUCUGUCAUGUGUGCUGCAUGGAAAGAAUGAACCCUAGUACCUGCAGAAGCUCAGGCUCGGAUAAAUGGGCCCAGUUCUUCAACAGAAGCAUUAAAAGUCUGCAGCCCGGCUCGCCGUGCAAUGAUUUCAAGGGCUACUGCGAUGUGUUCAUGAGGUGUCGUCUGGUGGAUGCAGACGGGCCUCUGUCAAGGCUAAAGAAAGCCAUAUUCAGUGGAGAAAUCUAUGAGACCAUUGCAGAGUGGAUAGUGGAUCACUGGUGGGCAGUGGCUUUGAUGGGCAUCACUUUGAUUUUGUUAAUGGCCGGUUUCAUUAAAGUCUGCAGCAUCCACACCCCAAGCAGCAACCCCAAGCUGCCUCCUCCAAAGCCGCUGCCAGGAAGGAAGAGCCACGCCAGCGCCCAGUCGCACACACCGCGACAAUAUCGCCAUCGCAGACAGGACUACCAAAUGGCUCAGAUGAGACCCUGAGAUCUUUGCUCUCAGCCUUUCGCUCCUUUCCUGUGCCUACACUGGAAGCACUUGACUCCCAAAGAGUGCCUGUACCUUUAUUGUACGUAGUUCUUAAUUACAACCCCAAUUCCAAUGAAGUCGGGACGUUGUGUUAAACAUAAAUUAGAAACAGAAUGCAAUGAUUUGGAAAUCAUGUUCAACCUAUAUUUAAUUGAAUACACUACAAAGACAAGAUAUUUCAUGUUCAAACUGACCAACUUGAUUGUUUUUAGCAAAUAAUCAUUAACUUAGAAUAUUAUAGCUGCAAAGCUGGGACCGGUGGCAAAAAAGACUGCGAAAGUUGAGGAAUGCUCAUCAAUCACCUGUUUGGAACAUCCCGCAGGUGGACAGGCUCAUUGGGAACAGGUGGGUGCCAGGAUUGCGUAGAAAAGGAGCUUCCCUGAAUUGCUCAGUCGUUCACAAGCAAAGAUGGGGAGAGGUUCACCUCUUUGUGAACAAGUGCGUGAGAAAAUAGUCGAACAGUUUAAGGGCAAUGUUCCUCAACGUACAAUUAUAGGGAAGUUAGGCUUUGUAGUAAAAGAGUGCGGGUACUGCCUGCAGUCCAGACCUGUCUCCCAUUGAAAAUGUGUGGCGCAUUCUGAAGCGUAAAAUACGACAACGGAGACCCCGGACUGUUGAACAGCUGAAGCUGUACAUCAAGCAAGAAUGGGAAAGAAUUGCACCUUGUACAAAGCUUCAACAAUUAGUGUCCUCAAUUCCCAAACGUUUAUUGAAUCUUGUGAAAAGAAAACGUGACCCUGUCCCGGCUUUUUCGGAAUUUGUUGCAGCCAUAAAAUUCUAAGUUCAUGAUUAUUUGCUUAAAAACAAUCAGGUUUAUCAGUUUGAACAUUAAAUAUCUUGUCUUUGUAGUGAACGUCAUUUGCAAAUCAUCAUAUUCUGUUUAACACAACGUCCCAACUCCAUUGGAAUUGGGAUUGUAAUUCUGAACAACAGGUGCAACUGAAUUCAGGUCACUGAAGUGAUGCAAGCCCGAACAACCUCGCUCAAGGCCUCCGUGCUGUGAUAGCCAGCAUCUCAUAGCUUUUAUAUGGACAAGAGACUCACUGAUCUGCUACGUGCUCUUCAUGGCUGUAUAUAUAUUUUUUUUUACCAGCGAGAAAGAGGAGGGAGGAAGCUUUCCUUACAAUGGCCUCUCUUCAGCUAUCUUCCAACUGUACUGCUUUUUGUGUGUGUGUGUGUGUGUGUGUGUGUGUGUGUCGCUCCCCGCUUGAGACCGCAGCAGGACUGCAAGUGAAAUGUGACAUUUUACUGCCAAGCAACACUUGGAGACAAACUAUUCUGCAUGCUUCUGAAUGAGAGCGAACGCUUUCCGAACAUCACCUUCAUAUUGUUUCCACGUGAUUGUACGACAUUUGCCGUGUCUUUUUUUUUUUUUCAACACUCCCCUCCGGGAAACUUCGAUCGUGCACGAGUGGGGGAUGGAUUCAUUGUGCGGACAUACUUAAAUCGCCCACUGUUAGAAUAUCACCAGCUCAUUAUGUAGCAGAAAUAGGCCGUGCCGGAUUUGUGCUAGUCAGGAAAAUACAGCUCUGAGAUGAAUAUUUCAUCUUUUAUCUCCAGUUGAUGUUUAGAUCUGACCCAUUGAUUCCACCAAAGUGAUAUCACCAAACUUUUGCAUUCUUUUGCAAUGUCUUCCAGGAUUUCACAGCUCCUUCCAGCUUUGUUUUGGGUGGUUGAACUUUGAGAAAUGUUCAAAACUAUGCGCUGUAUGCUUGAGAUACGAGCGUGUAAGAUUUCUACACAUCGUGAAAGCCUUUGCGCAAUAUAAUCUUAAUCCAAGUGUUGCACUGAGGUGACUGGCCAUUUAUUUAAAGAUAGUUAAGACACACUUUUGCACGAGCACGUCUUCGAGCGCGUUCGUCUUCGUUGGUUUUCGCCACUCUUCUUCUUCGUGGUCGGCGGACUGUCGGCAUCGAACGUGGGAAUCGAAAUGUUUUAAUUUGAGCCAUUCUGGGAGAACCGAAGUGUUGGUCUCGUUUCCGAUCGGUUUUCGAUUCUCGACGCCCAACCCUAUUUGUCACCUUUUUUAUUUUGUCAAAGCAGCUCUGCCUGACUUGACAAGGCAAUAAGUUCUUCCGCAUGCACAGGCACCUGAGUGCAAUUUUUACGAAGCCAUAAGAAUGCGACCGCUUCCAUUCAUCUGUCCAUCCGUUAAGAAGCCCCUGUUCCGGCUCCCCAUUUUGCAAUCUGGUUUGUUUGAUCUAAAAAUGUGCUGUUAGUUUUUUAAUAUAUGCUGGAGGAAAUGCACUGAUGUAUGUGCACAACACAAGUUGGAUUCUGGCAUAGCACAAUAAACAUUUAGUCCGGUGUUUUAUCACACACCGUUGCCGUUUGUUGCGUGCGAGGUGAGCAGUUGGACUGCAGCAGGCAAUUCACUCAAAGCCAAUUCACUAAGUAAUACGUGUUGUACCAAAUCGAUACAGACUCAAGUGCUGCAAUGUGUGUGUAAAAUUGCAAUUUUCUGUUGCUGUUUUUUUUUUUAAUUGGAGCUGUACUUAUUGAGGGUUAAAGACAUGUAAAUGGCAAUGUUUAAAGCUGUGAAUGUUCUUAACACUGGAGUUUGUCUGAGGUAAACAAAUUGAAAGUGGUGACAAUUGCAGCACUACCUGCCUGAUUUUAAUGUCCCUUGUUUUUUUUUUUGUACUGUAACUUGAGUGCUCUUAAAUGUUAUGUUCUGUUUUUCUCUGAAACCCCUCUGACUACUUGAAAUGCAUUAACCCACUGGGCUCUGCUGAUCUUUUGUGU